AUGGACAAUCCAACGCAUAUAAUUGAUCCCGAUGGAGAGGUGAUUCUCGUCUUGAAAGAUGCCAAUCUUCCGUUCGCAGUGUGGCCGGACGAGAAGGGGGAUGAGGGGGAGAAAAGGUAUUUCUGGAUUGACAUAACAUCUGAAGUGCCCAGUCAGGAUAAUGCACAAGAAUCAGAGACUGAAGUGGAAGUAGAGGAAGAAGAAUGUUUCCGCAUACGAGUCUCUGCCAAACACCUCACCCUUGCUUCACCAGUUUUCAAAAGCAUGUUAGUUGGAGGUUGGAAAGAGAGUAAUACCUUCCUUAACAAGGGAUCUACUGAACUCGCUGUGCAUGGAUGGGAUCCCGAAGCUUUCUUGAUAUUCUUGCGGAUACUUCAUUGUCGGAAUAAAGAGGUACCUCGUAAAGUCAGUUUGGAACUCUUUGCAAAAAUUGCUGUUCUGGCGGACUAUUAUGGGUGCAGAGAUGCAAUGGAAUUUUUCACGAGUGUGUGGUAUGAUGAAACACCCGGUGAUUUGAUCUGGAAUCGAGAUCUUAUGCUUUGGUUAUGCAUCGCAUGGGUUUUUAAACGAUCCGAGGCUUUCAGGUCGGCGACCCAAGUUUCCAUUCUGAAUAGCACGACUCGGAUAUCGAGUUUGGGACUUCCACUUCCUGCGAAAUUGAUCGACAAUUUGAAUGAGAAAAGAGAGAAAGCCAUCCAGUCGGUCCUUGCUGCACUUCAGAAACAACGGAGCAUCUUUCUCGGUGACAGCUGGGCCUGCGAAUAUGCAUUUGAAUGUACAUCAAUGUUGCUGGGUGGGCUUGAAAAACAGAUGUUUGCCAAUGGUUUAUCACCCGAACCAGUCCCUCCUUUCGUCGGUUUCAGUUAUAAGGAUCUGGUCAACAAGAUUCGGGCCUUCAAGGCACCAGAAUGGUCUGACGACCAUUCUUGCAUUCCCUCGGGUAGAGGCUAUGACCAGCUCAAGCUGUCCACGGACAUGCAAGGACUCAACAUUAAUUACUACUCUUGAUUUUCGCGUGUCUCAGCGGAUUUCCACCUUCACCGAGUUUUAAGCUGUCGUCGUUAUAGCUUGCCCGGAUCAGAUAAGGUAUUUGUUCUUGUCGGAACGUGAAUGUCGACCCUACGCGUUUCGGCACUGGAUAUUAGUUAGUCCGACGCGGCACAUGCGUGCCGCAUAUAUAUCUAGCUAGUUAUCCCCUUAUUCUUGGGGGGCAGUCAUCAAUAUCAGGAAUUCCAUACC
Talaromyces stipitatus ATCC 10500 is the source of this 1239-nucleotide messenger RNA. RefSeq lists its product as uncharacterized. Lineage: Eukaryota; Fungi; Ascomycota; Eurotiomycetes; Eurotiales; Trichocomaceae. The transcript is spliced from 3 exons. The coding region runs from base 1 to 1008 and encodes 335 amino acids. The record is from RefSeq and is a predicted model, not a curated record.